Messenger RNA from Drosophila busckii, 1339 nucleotides. RefSeq names its product C-type lectin 37Da. Bases 339 to 908 code for a protein of 189 amino acids. The transcript has 2 exons. The record is from RefSeq and is a predicted model, not a curated record. NCBI's taxonomy places the organism in Eukaryota, Metazoa, Arthropoda, Insecta, Diptera, Drosophilidae.
UAUUUUAUUCAAUCUUGUAUAUCCUGGUAUGCAAUUCGAUAGAUUUGAUACCCAGGAACUCAAAAAUGCAUGCCCUUUUGUAAUUUGAUGGAUAUCUGUAGAAUAGCAGCUAACAAUUGCAGUCGAUGCAAACUGUUUACCAUAACUCUCCAACUGUAUAAAACCAACUCUGAUAAUGCUUAUCAAUUGCAAUUGUUGAUGCAGCCGCUUUACAUAACAGCUGAAGUGGAUGCAAGAGAUUAGACGCCAGCUAGUUGUGGUCAUAAAAGCCUUAGAAUGCACCACAACUGGCAACAGUCGCAAUUGAAUAGUGUCUAUAGAAUAAUCACUGGUCUCAAAUGCAGUACAAAUGUUUUUUAUUUCUACUGCUGAUUUCCUGCUGUUGGAUUCCGGCACAUUGCUAUUUACCGGACGUAAAUAUAUUCACCAACUACCGCACAGAGGUGUACAAUGGCAUACCAUCGGAUAUAGACACUACACCUUUUAUUAGAAUCGGUGAUAACUAUUACUAUAUAGAGUCGAUGAAUAAGGUGAAUUGGUUUCAAGCUGCAGGCGCCUGUCGCAUGAUGAACGCCCAUCUGGCGUCCAUUGAGGAUAAGCCGGAGAUGGACGCGCUGGUUAAGUAUAUCAAGACCAAGGGCUUUAAGAAUAACGACUACUUCUGGAUAUCCGGCAAUGAUCUUGGCACUGAAGGCGCUUUCUAUUGGCUGUCGACGGGUCGUCCCAUGACCUAUGCACCUUGGAAUGGAGCCAAGCAGAUGCCAGAUAAUUAUGGCGGCAAUGAGAACUGCGUCCACAUGUUUGGCGCUCGUGAGCUGAUCAACGAUGCCAAUUGCAAGAUCCUUAUGCUUUACGUAUGCGAAGCCAGCGAUCCCAAGACUUUUAAAUUUACGUACAUUAAGUGGUGAGAAUGGGAGUUGGGUUGUGUUUUGUUUUUUUUUGCGCGCACUAGGACGCGGCAUUUAUUUAGCUGUUGCUUCGGCAAUCAGCUGUAUACUUUUCUUCAUCUUCAUCAGAUUUUCUUUCUACUUUGCUUCAUCGUUCAUCCAUUAUAAUUAUCGUUAUCAUUAUCAUUAUCAUCGUCUUACGCAUCAAUUAGCUAAGUAUACAUUAUACAUCAGUUGAGUUUAAGUUUAUGCAUAUAUAAGACUAAAUUGUUACGAAUUCGACUUACAGAGCUAUGAAAAUUCACAUAUACACAUACAAUGGGAUAUUUCUCUUAUGUAUGCUUGUUGUGUUUUUGUUUGUUUUUUGCUUAUAUAUCAUAUAUUUAGAUCUCAACAAUCGCUGUAGCCUUUAAUGCUAUAUAUGUAAUUAAAUCAAUCGAAAAAAACAAACA